AUGGCCGACGUGACCGAGGCGAGUGGCGGCCCUCACGGCCAUGGCGAGGCUGAAGAGCAGGUUCAGAUUAGCAACGAGGAGGAGAGCACAGAAGCCCAGAAUAUUGAAGGCGAAAAGGGCACAGCUGCAGUGCCCGUCCAAGAGGAAGAGAUGCUUGGCCAACAACGCCUCAACGCUGCAGAGUAUUCGCAUGAAAAUCUGUUUAGGCAGCGUCGCAUUAGGAGCGAGAACUUCGUGGUGCGGCGGCUGGUGGGCAACUUCUUCGACCUGUGGAAGGCCUACGCCGGCUACCAACACCUGCCAGGCGCACACGAGCCCUUCCCGCGUACGGAGAACAUCAUCAAGAACGCCAUUCUCAAGGACGAGCGUGUCAUCCGGGCCACACAAAAGUACGCAAUCGAGAAGAAGAUGUCGGAGGAGGCGGCCAAGCGACAUGUAGCAGAAAUGAUUGGCAACAUGAUCGCCAGUUUCAGCUCGCGCAUCACGCGCUCGUUCGAAUACGUGAUGACGAAGAUCCUCAAGCGCCUCUUCGUUUCCAUUCACGUUGAUGACCAAGGUCUCCGUAUGGUGAAAGAGCUGGAAGAAAAGGGUGUUCCGGUGGUGCUCAUUCCCACGCACAAGUCGCACAUCGACUACAUCGUCAUGUCCAUCAUUUGCUUCCAUUACAACCUGCCGCUGCCCUACAUUGCUGCCGGAGACAAUCUCAACAUCCCCAUCGUCGGCUACCUCUUCAGGCGAGCAGGAGCGUUCUUCAUUCGCCGGGAGUUUGCCGGCGACCCGCUCUAUUCGCUGCUCUUCCGCUGCUAUGUGGAGCAGAUCCUCAACGAAUCGUCGGUGUUGGAAUUCUUCAUCGAGGGAGGACGCAGCCGCAGCGGUAAGGUGUUGCGGCCCAAGAUGGGAAUGCUGUCCGUCAUCACCAACACCGUUCUCGAAGGCCAAGUCGAUGAUGCCAUGGUCGUGCCUGUGGCGAUCAGCUAUGACAAGGUGAUCGAAGGCGAGGCCUACAAAAAGGAGCUGUUGGGCGGGCAGAAGGAACCCGAGACCGUUGCCGGCGUUAUCCGUGCUGCGCGCCUCUUGAAGUUCAAAUUCGGACGUGUCGACGUCAACAUCGGCGAUGCCAUCUCCAUCAAGCAGUUCAUUGCCAACCAGUACGUCCGACAUCAAUUGCGUGCUGAGACCGGACCUGAUGACCCUGCUGUGCGCCGCCUCGUAUCGGCCCUCGCCUAUCGGGUUCUCUACGAGUGCAACAAGGUGACGGUGGCGCGACCCACCGCGCUGGUGGCCACGGCUCUCCUCACGCACACCGGUCGCGGCUUGCCCAUCACCCAACUGCGCAACAAGGUCCUUCAGCUGCGGCAAAUGAUCGUCGAGCGCGGCGGCUUCGUCGCCUCUCUCAAGGAGGACAAGAUCAGCGCGCUCCGCAUCACAGAAAACGCGCUCAACGUGCUCGACAAUCUGGUGGAGAAGCACAAGCAGGGCACACACGAGACCGUCUAUCAGCCCAAGCAAAGGUUGGAGUUGACGUUCUACAAGAAUUCGAUUAUCCAUUGGUUCGUGUUGGAGGGCAUCGUGUCGGCAGCGCUCUACGCCUCCAUCAAGCCUCACAUCCGUGUGGCCCAGCCUGAGGACAUCUCCAAGUUCAAGGUCAAUAAGCGUGACCUGCUCAACGACGUGCGAUUCGUUUCGCAGCUCCUCAAGCUGGAGUUCAUCUACAAGCCUUCGCCGGAUAUCGAGGUCAACUUCGAGCAGACGCUCAAUCAAAUGCAGGAGCGGGGCAUCCUGAAGCAAGAGCAGGUCGCCCGUACUGCGCUUCCCGAGGAGGAGCAGGAGGACGAGGAGUCGCCCACCAUGGUCUCGAUCCAGGCCUCGGAGGACGCGCAGGAGAUGUUCCUCUUCCUGUGCUCCCUCUUCUGGCCGUUCAUCGACUCCUACUGGCUCGUCAUCAACGCCUUCAAGAGCCUCCUCCCCAGCAUCAUCAUGGAAAAGAACAGCUUCCUCGAACGAGUCAGGGUGUUCUCGAUGGCGCAGUACUACAGUGGAGAGCUGAGUUUCAUUGAGGCGCUCUCGACCGAGGGGCUGUCCAACGCUCUGGAGUUCUUCCACGAGCAGCGCGUGAUCAGGCUGGACCGCGUGUCGCAUUCCAAGGUGGUGACGAUCAAGCUGCGCCACCAGUAUCACCAGGGCCAGGGCGAAAAGCUGGAGGAGCUCAUCUACAACAUCGGCCGCUUCCGCCGUGCCACCUUCCGCGGCCUGGCCUUCACCUUCAAGACCAAGAAGGAGAAGAAGCGCAUCAACUUCCCUAAGAGCUCCGCCAAGUUGUGA
Messenger RNA from Acanthamoeba castellanii str. Neff, 2322 nucleotides. RefSeq names its product acyltransferase domain containing protein. Lineage: Eukaryota; Discosea; Longamoebia; Acanthamoebidae. The record is from RefSeq and is a predicted model, not a curated record. Gene Ontology annotation, cellular component: mitochondrial membrane. The transcript has 15 exons. The coding region runs from base 1 to 2322 and encodes 773 amino acids.